AUGCUCGGUCGCAUCCUUCUCACCCUCUCCGCCCUAAGCCAAGGCAUCUCCCCCUUCAUCGCCGACUGGAACGAAACCCACAUCUACAACCCACGCUGGCCACCCCACGCCAAAUUCCACAACGGCCAAACAAUGUCUAUGGGCAUAUUACUCUGUCUCGUAACCCUCUACUACACCUGGCGCAUCCCUAUCACUCCAUCCGUAAACCCCAAAGCCAAAGUCGAGAAAAAAGAGCAAGAGUCUGAGACAUUGGAGUCGAGGAUGAGGAAGGAAGUGGGGAAGGAAAUGACGAGGGAUAGUAUGGUUACGGCGGCGAUUACGGGGAGUUUGUAUUGGAUUGCGGGAUUGAGUGCGAUUUUGUAUCCGGGGAGUAGAGCGACGGAUCCGGAGUUUGGGGAUGGAUUUCCUCAGGCGGUUAUUUUUCCUUUGUUUGGGGGUAUGGCGGUUGCGGGGGCUUGGUUGGAGGUUAAGGGGUUGAGGGGGGCUUGA
Sclerotinia sclerotiorum 1980 UF-70 is the source of this 489-nucleotide messenger RNA. RefSeq lists its product as hypothetical. The record is from RefSeq and is a predicted model, not a curated record. Bases 1 to 489 code for a protein of 162 amino acids. NCBI's taxonomy places the organism in Eukaryota, Fungi, Ascomycota, Leotiomycetes, Helotiales, Sclerotiniaceae. The transcript has a single exon.